UACAUGCACCUCAGAUAUGCUGUCUGGAAGUAUUCUCAGUUGGUUAGUGCUGCUACUGACCCUGGCUGCUGUUACCAGGAGCGAGCACUAUCACAUUGUGCCAGUGGAUUCAACUGAAUUUUGUAAUGGAUAUCGAAAUGGAACUUGUUUCACUCUCGAGCAGCUUGUUCAAACAGACCUGUUAUCUGUUGGGGACGAUCUCACCUUAAACUUUCUGCCUGGAGAUCAUGUGUUAACAGAGCAGUUAUUGAUUCGUAACUUCUCACAUGUGAAACUUACUGGCAGCACAACUACAGCUGUAGUGGGGUUCCAUAGCAAUGGUACAAUACGUCUUGUUAGUAUUACUGACUUGAGUAUCGAAAACUUGGGUUUCGUUGGUUCACAAAACUCACAUAAAGGUUUAAUCAUUGACAGUGCCCACGAAUUCUCCAUCAAGAACUGCUGCUUUAUGAACUUUGUAUUACUCAAUCAGAUGGAAACCAACAUAGUUACAAUCACUAAUACUCAAGCUGCAACAAUUGAAAGCACUCUCUUCAUGAAUAACACUGGUCAGGCACUGCACGUUGAGGCUGAUGAUGUGUACAUAAUAAAUAGCGAGUUCACUAGAAACAAUGGAGGUGCCGUUGACAUUGAAUCGAACAACUCUCUGAUCAACAACACAGAGUUCAAUUACAACAGUGCUGUGAGCGGAGGAGCAUUACAAGUGGUAUCUGAUACUGUAGUGAUUACUUGCUGUAACUUCACAAAUAACAAAGCUUCUAACUGUGGUGGAGCGAUUGAUGCUGCUAACUCAGGCAGUGUGUCUCUCUCCGGUAGCACACUGACAAACAACAGUGCUAACUACAAUGGUGGAGCAAUGCGUGUUGGCUCAGGAAGUGUGUUCAUCUCAAACAGUGAGCUGACAAACAACAGAGUUGGCUCUGAUGGUGGAGCAAUUUAUAUUGACUCAGUCAGUGUGUCUAUCUCCAACAGUGACUUUACAAACAACAGUGCUGAUUACGUUGGUGGAGCAAUUAUUGUUGUUGCCUCAGGUAGUAUGUCCAUCUCCAACAGUGAGCUGACCAACAACAGAGCUUAUUAUAGUGGUGGAGCGAUUAUUGUUUACUCAGGUAGUGUGAUCAUCUCCAACAGUGAGCUGACAAAUAACAGUGCUGACUAUGGUGGAGCGAUUAGUGUUUACUCAGGUAGUGUGUCCAUCUUUGACAGUGACCUAACAAACAACAGAGCUGACCAUAGAGGAGUGAUUUUUGUUAACACCGGCAAAACGUCUAUCUUUAACAGUACGCUAGCCAGCAACAUUGUUGACAAUGGAGUGAUUUAUGUUUCUCAGUCUACCUUGAUUUUAAAAGACACUAACAUUACUAAUAACAUGGCCAGUUCUAAGGAAAGCAUUAUUUAUGCUUUCAACAGUCGAGUCGACUUUAAUGGAUCUACAACACUCAGUAACAAUCGAGGUGGUUUGUUUGGUGGAGCUAUCGGUGCCUUGCAGAGUCAACUAUACAUUAAUACAGAAGGUGUGAUCAUCACCAACAACACGGCAACCUAUGGAGGAGGGAUAUUUCUAAGAGAGAGUACAAUCUUUGUAAACGAGCCAAUAAAGAUCUAUAAAAAUACAGCAUACCAGGAUGGAGGAGGAAUGUAUGCAUAUUCUAGCAGAGUUGAGUUCCAAUCAGUUCAGAUGGUAGAUGCAUAUGGUCAGCCACUUCCUCCAAAUAAACAGAGUGAGAUUGCUCACAACGUUGCUGAGAAUAAUGGUGGAGGUAUUUAUGCAGUAUCUUCAGCUAUAGAACUUACUCAAUCACAUGUUCACAUUAACUCAAACACUGCAAACACUAAUGGAGGUGGAUUGUAUCUACAGCAAAGUUCAAAACUGUACCUCUUUAAAAAUAAUGGAGAAGAUUCAUGGAAUAAAUUAUAUGUCAAGUUAAUGAUUAUUGAGAACUCGGCUCAAUAUGGCGGAGGGAUAUUUGUGGCAGAUGACACAGAGAGUGGUGCCUGCAGAGUAGGAGCCAUAGAAACUGAUGAUACUCACACUAUUUUUGCUGGCUGCUUCAUUCAAACAAUUAAACUAUAUGAGUGGCACAGGGACAGCUAUAAUCGAAAUUAUUUUAACACAUUCAUGACCAACAACACAGCUACCCAGUCAGGAGCAGACAUUUACGGAGGUCUUUUGGACAGGUGUACAGUAAGUCAAAGUGUUGAAUAUUACAUUUCUUCAAAUGGAUCUGGAUUGGACUACGUAAGUAACACCACAAAGUUAUCCACUGAAUUAUCAAUCUCUUCUAAGCCUGUUCAAGUGAUUUUUUGCAAUAAUGAUCGUCGUAUUAUUUCUACAAGAAAGGGACACAAGUUUAAAAUCAGUGUCAUGGCUGUUGACCAAGUUGGGAAUCGAAUGAAUGCCACAAUUCGCAGUUCUGUUGUCAGUGAGAGUAGAGUUAAUCGUCUCAAAGAAGGACAGGCAAAACAGGAAGUUGGUGAUCAGUGCACAGAAUUAGAGUACAAUGUAUUCUCACAAGACAGCUCUGCUCAAGUGGAACUCUAUGCUGAUGGUCCAUGCAUCAAUUUUGGAAUUUCAAGACAAAUUAUUAGUAUUUCAUUUCAACCCUGCACAUGCCCUAUUGGAUUCAAGCCAAUUCAGUCUGAUAUUGAGUGCAGGUGUGACUGUGAUCCAGUCUUGCAACAAUAUCAGAUAACAAACUGUUCUGAGGAAAAUGGGACCUUAAAGCUAGAAAGUAAUACCAACGUAUGGAUAAAUACCAUCAAUGAAACAGGGUAUAUUGUUAGUAAUUGCACAUUUGACUAUUGCUUACGAAGGCCAGUUGACAUCAGUCUAAGCAGCCCCGACAAACAGUGUGCCGAUAAUCGAAUUGGAAUCUUAUGUGGAGGAUGUAAAUCAAAUUUCAGUCUUGUGCUGGCUACGUCAAAGUGUAAAGAAUGCUCUAAUCUUUACCUUCUUCUACUAAUACCAUUUGCGCUGGCUGGCAUAAUAAUAGUUGCUGUAAUUCUUGUGCUCAACAUAACUAUAGCAACUGGAACUAUUCAUGGCCCCAUUUUUUUCGCCAACAUAGUAGCUGCUAAUAGAACAAUAUUUUUUCCUAGUUUAAAUAACUUUUUAACAGUUUUUGUAUCAUGGGUGAAUCUUGAUUUAGGUAUUGAGACAUGCUUUUACAAUGGAAUGACCUCUCAAGCAAAAGUACUCCUUCAACUUGUCUUUCCCGGUUACUUGUUUCUUCUAAUGCUUUUUAUUAUCAUUUUGAGCAAGUACUUUGACUCAUUUUCAAAGCUCCUCUCCAACAGGAACCCAGUUGCCGCCCUUGGCACACUCGUCCUACUGUCUUAUUCCAAACUCUUACGGUUUAUCAUUGCUGCACUGCAAUACAGGGUCUUGGAUUAUCCUAAUGAUACAAAUGAUAUAGUUUGGGUGUAUGAUAGCAAUGUACAAUUCUUCACUCCUGAUCGUAUUCCUCAGUUUGUUGCUGCUGCCAUAAUCCUCAUUGCCGGUGGAUUGUUUACUAUACUCCUCUUCUUUGGACAGUGGUUUCCUCGCUGUUCCAAGAUUAUGAAAUGGACCAAGAACACAAAGUACAUUGGAUUCAUGGAUACAUACCAUGCUCCAUUCACUCCCAAGCAUCGCUACUGGGUGGGACUGCUCCUUUUUGCUCUGAUUGCUCAUAACCUAGUAACUGCUAUGGCUCCAGACACUUUUCUUCCCGUGCUAUCAUCUGGGGCUGUAUCAGUUGGACUGAUCGGCUGGAAACUACUGAAUAGCCGUUUGUAUAAAAGUAAUUUUUGUGAUUCUUUCGAAAAUCUCUAUCUACUCAAUGUUGCUAUUCUAGCAUUCGGCACCUCUUAUGUCAAAGAUACCAAGAAAGAUCAGUCAGCACUAGCCAAUACGUCAAUGGCUAUAUCAUUCACUCUAUUUGUGACAACACUAUGCUACCAUUUUCACCAAUUUGUACUCAAAAAGAGUAAUACAUGGCUGAAGAUAGAGGACCAAAUAAGAAACUUACGAGCAGGUGUUGCAGACAUUAGACUCCAAAUACCUAACAAUGAUAGGGAAAUGUAUGAUCUGGUAGCCGAUGAAAACGAUGAUGAUGAAUUAUUUGAAGCAGUAGAUAACUAUGAAGAAAGAGACCCCAUGAAUCCCACUUACAUUGACGGAGCAGAAGAAGCUGACCCUGAUCGCUAUAUCACUCCUCCUAUUAUCAGACCAGCCACGAAGUCAGAACAGCUGAGACUAUCCUACAUGGAUGAACUGGCCCCCCUCACCACAGAGGACUAUAGACCAUCCCCUCCCCCUCCAAGAGUCAUCCAUCGUCCUGUCGUUACACACACAGAAAUAGGCCCCAUACGAAAUGAAGUAUGAACGGUCUUAUUUAGCUUAGGUACCCACCAUUCACAUUUGCAAAUUUGAUUGUAAUUUGUGCUAAUAAUUAUUGAUACAGAGAUUAUAGACAUUUUAU
Halichondria panicea is the source of this 4463-nucleotide messenger RNA. RefSeq lists its product as uncharacterized. The coding region runs from base 17 to 4366 and encodes 1449 amino acids. The transcript has a single exon. Lineage: Eukaryota; Metazoa; Porifera; Demospongiae; Suberitida; Halichondriidae. The record is from RefSeq and is a predicted model, not a curated record.